GCUUAUUCAAAUCAUUAUGAAGCGCAAAGCGUAUCGUGCGCGUAGUGUCAUCCAGGUACCAGUGAAAUUUAUCUGUGAUACGACAGUAGUUCUGCAUAUCUAUUAUCGGAUUCUAUCAACAAACUAGAAUGUGAUCAAUCAUGGAGAUCGAGAAAAAGACAGAAAACGACGAAUCAAACUAUCUGCACAACCUGCUCACAGACGGUGUCUCUACGCCAGUGGAUGUCGAUGUCGAUGCAUACGAGUUGAAAUUACCACCGUGGUACGAUGAUACCAAAUUUAAACGAGCCCAGCGAUACUUCAAGGCGAAUUUCUUCGCGAUGUUCGUCGCAAAGUUGUGCGGUUUGCUGGUGGUCUUGGCCAUACCCAGCAUUCUGGACGUUCUCGUGUACACCAAUCAGUCGUCGACUGCAGUGACGGCAUACAAAAGAUACAUCGCGACGAUUAUGCACACACUCAAUUGGUACUACGAGGAACUGUUGCCAGGCUCGGCAUCUUGGAAAUCAAUUGCCGCCGUUCGGAGAGGACACGUGGCGACCAGCAAAAGAAGUAGCGCCAAAAACGCUGCCAGAAUUGUCUCUCAAAAAGAUAUGGCCGUUACCCAGUUUGGAUUUGUGGGGUACAUUGUUUUGGGGUACAAAAAGUUGGGAAUUGUAUACGCGGCCGACGAUAUGGAAGCACUGGUUCACUUUUGGCGCGUGAUUGGAUACAUGAUUGGAAUUCAGGAUAGCUACAACCUUUGCACGGACAGCUUGAGCGGAACGGAGGAACGCAUGCGUCAGGUCCAGAAACAGAUCCUACGACCAGCGCUGAUCGCGCGCAAAGAAAGUUUCGAGAAGAUGGGCAGAGCGUUAAUCGAGGGAUUAUGGUGUUUCAACCCUUUCUUAGAUUACGAUGCAUUCCUCUUCCUUACUUCACGUCUAACUGAAAUACCUGGUUAUCACUACUGGAAGGAUGAACAAACAUCGGCGGAGAAUUCCGAAUUGAAAUAUCACAAUUUUAGCAGAUACAGUCGCUUUGUGCUGUAUUUCUUACUGCUUGUCCAUGAAGUACUAUUAGGUUAUGCGUUUUUUAGAUGGUAUCUGAAUGGUCAGAUGAUUAUUUCUAGAUUUCUGAUAACAUACUUUCCGUUUCUGGCUUUCUACAAAUUCGGAAUUGGCGACUCAUACGUUCGAAUAUUAAAAUAAGUUAGCUAUGGAAAUUAUUUAUUGAAUUUUGUUGAAUGUUGAUUAAUAUCGUAGAUAGUCAUGUUAGAACGGAAAUCAAACAUUAGCUUGUUGUUUAACAGCUAAAUAGAGAUUGAAUAAAUUAUACAAGGCCUGGAUAUAUCCCGCCUGUCCGUUACUUUCCUGCACUGGUAUAUCGAA
Molecule: messenger RNA, 1367 nt
Organism: Toxorhynchites rutilus septentrionalis
Lineage: Eukaryota; Metazoa; Arthropoda; Insecta; Diptera; Culicidae
Product: rubber oxygenase-like
Exons: 6
Coding region: 141-1187 (348 amino acids)
Molecular function (GO): oxidoreductase activity
Source: RefSeq, a predicted model, not a curated record